This is a messenger RNA of Maudiozyma barnettii, 1020 nucleotides long. RefSeq lists its product as uncharacterized. Bases 1 to 1020 code for a protein of 339 amino acids. The record is from RefSeq and is a predicted model, not a curated record. NCBI's taxonomy places the organism in Eukaryota, Fungi, Ascomycota, Saccharomycetes, Saccharomycetales, Saccharomycetaceae. The transcript has a single exon.
AUGAAGUUCCAAGCCGCUAUUGCCCUAAUCGCUGUCGCCUCUAUGGCCAACGCCCUAUCUGACGCUCAAACAGCUGAAUUGAACGCCAUUCUUUCUGAUGUCCAAAACCAUUUGUCGGACUACAUGGGUCUAGCCACAUCCGGCCAAAUCUCUUUAUCUGACUUGCCAGCCGGUGUCCUAAACCUAGGUAUGGCUAUUGCCCAAGGUAAGGAAACUAGUGCUCUAUACAACAGUGUCGACAUGGACGCUGUCCAAACCUGGUUACCAGCUUUACCAUGGUACUCUACCAGAUUAUCCUCUGAAAUCGACGUUGCUUUGUACACCAUCACUCACACUUCUGCUGCUGCUCAAACCUCUGAGACUACAUCAGCUAAGACUUCUGCUGCUACUACCCCAGCUACUUCAGAAGCUUCUUCCGCUGCUGUCGCUGCCUCCUCUGCCGCCGUUGCUGCUUCUUCCUCUGCUGCUGCCGGUACUGCUUCUGUUACUGCUGCUGCUUCUUCUGCUGCCGUCGCUGCUUCUUCCUCCGCCAUUGCUGCCGUUGAAUCCGAAUCUGUUGUCUCCUCUGCUGUUUCCAACAAUUCUACUUCCGCUGCUACCAGCUCUGCGAUUGUUGGCGGUAACACCACCAUUACUGCUACUUCCACCAGAAUGCACACCAGUACCAUCUGUACCGAAAACUGUCCAAUCACCACUUCCACCGGUGCUUCUGCUUUCCAAAACAGCACUACCACUAUCACUGAAUGUGAUGAAGUCUGUCACUCCUCCAAGUCUGCUGCCAUGACCACCAUCUCCUCUUUGACCACUGUCACCUCUACUCACUGUGACGAAGUAUGUCACUCUUCCAAGUCUGCUGCUGCUUCUGCCGGUGCCAACGGUAAGACCACUGUCACUCAAGUUGCUACCAUUUCUGCUGCUUCCACUGCUCAAGGUGUCCAUGUCCAAACCGAAAACAACGCCGCUAAGAAGGUUGCUGGUCUAACUGCUGCUGUUCUAGGUGCUGUUGCCCUAUUGUUGUAA